This is a messenger RNA of Leptopilina heterotoma, 1852 nucleotides long. RefSeq lists its product as uncharacterized. The transcript has 2 exons. The record is from RefSeq and is a predicted model, not a curated record. NCBI's taxonomy places the organism in Eukaryota, Metazoa, Arthropoda, Insecta, Hymenoptera, Figitidae. Bases 227 to 1672 code for a protein of 481 amino acids.
UUUAAUGCUCAAGUUAUUAAUUUAGAAACGCCACAUAGACCUAGUCAUUUGCCACGUUGCAUACGUUUACAAAAAAACUACUGAAGAUUUAUAUUUGUCUGCUUGUUUUCAUGUAUUAAAUACGUGAAAGAAUUGGACAUCACGACCUGAAACGAUACCAAGAGCACUGAAUAGAAACUAUAUUAGGGAAUUACACUCCUCAUAUGAGUAAUACUACUUAUUCAUUAUGAAAAGAAUUGCAAUUGUUUUUAUAAUAAUCUCAUUGGUCUACGGUGAAAUUUGUAAACUAGAUGAACAAGAACUAACAGAAUUGGAAAAAUCCUUCGAUGAAGCAGAAAUUUAUACGAGAAGAGAAGCUUCAAAUGAAAAUGCAGCGAUUUGUAUAGGAACCACAAGGGCAGGGAAAAGUACUUUAAUUAAUUACUUAAUAGGCAAUGAGCUAAAGGCCGUCAGAUUUUCAAGAUAUGGCGAUAUUAAAAUAAUUAAAGCAGACAAUCGAUCAAUUGGACCGGAAAUUGGCCUCGGACCAACGUCAAAAACUACAAUUCCCACAAAAUGGAAAUCAAAAAGAUUGAAUAAUUUGAUCAUUUUUGAUGCUCCUGGAUUUCAAGAUAAUAGAGGACCAGUACAAGAAAUCACUAAUUCUUUCUAUCUCUAUCAAUUGGCGAAAAAUGUUAAUUCCUUAAAAUUUAUUUUAGUUAUUAAUUUUGCAGAUAUUGAACAAGACAAUAUUACACCAUUCAUGAAGCUUUUACUUGAUUUUGAUAAAUUUUUUGGAAAUAAGUUCAAAGACUUUUUUCAAAGCAUAUCAGUGAUUUUCUCAAAAGUACCCCAUGAAAUGUAUGACACAGAAGUUGAUAUUAAAAUGAUUAAACACUUAUUGAAAAGAAAAGCUCCUCUAGCAGGGAAAACAUCUUCCAAUAAUGUAAAGGAUUUUCUUUCUUAUAUAACGGAAAAUAAUGAUAGUAUUGCAUUAUUCAAAAAAUCAAAAGAAACAGGAACUAUUUCCGAUGAUAUCGAAUUAAACAUUUUCUCAUCUAUUAAUAACUCUAAAAGUGUAAAUAGAAGCGUUCUUCAAAAUAUUGCUCCAAGUAUUUCGGAUAAUUCUCUGCUUUGCCUCUACUAUUCAAAAGACAAAUGGGUAUCAAUGGCAGAAAUUAAUGAAAUUGAGAAAUCAUUAUUACUUACAUUUAUUGAGGUGCUCUCUGUCAGUUACAGUGUAACUGAAAAUUUAUCUAGUAAUGAAAUAUCAAGUAUUAAAGGAAUCUUAAGUGAUAUGGAAAAUUUACUGAAUAAUGCUAUUACAAAUAAAUCUGAUAUUUACGAGAAUAUUGAAACUUUAAAAAAAAUUAGUUUGACAGUGCAGAAUAAGAUUUAUGAGAGUAAAUAUUUAAAAAAAGUUAAAAUAUUUAUGUUUGUUUCGAAUUUGUUACAUUCGAAUGAAAGUGAAGACUUAAAACUGUCUAAUGAGGAACUAAUGUUAACAAUGCAUGGUGUAGUCAAGAAAAACGAAGAAUUAAUGAAAUUAUUGAUACAACAUGUAGAGAAUAAUGCAAAGAAUGAAAAUGAUACUUUAUUAUGGGAAAAAUUGAAAAAUAUUGUAUUAAAAUACGAGUUUCUUUUAUAUCUAUAUAUAUCGAGGAGAAUAAAACGAAAACAUUCAGACAAAUAGUUUUUAAAAAUUAGUUUACUCUAAUGUUUCUAAAUCUAAUUGAUUUCCUCUUCAGGGAGUCUAUUAAAAUAUAAACUAAUAUACAAAAAUACCAAAAAAAUAUUUUUAACAUUCGUCAAUCAAAAAAUAAAUUAUAAAAAAUAAAUAAAUCAGUCUAACAUUCAUUCAUAAAUAAUAAAA